AGUCUUCAGUUUCUAAGGAAAUAAAUAAUCAGUGAUUUUUUUUAAUUCGUUGGUUUCCACGGAGCAUUUUCUGAGAGGGAAAUUCAUAAUGGAACGAUGAAAGAAUGCGCUCAAGGUAAAGCAGACAACGGGUGUGGCUGAAAGUGAUUGGUGAGGUGCAGAUUCACUGUUAGUUUUGUUAGGGAGAGCUGAUCUCCUUUGUUUUCUCUGCCCUGAUGCCUCCUGCUGCACUGUAAAUUCAUGAUCACAUGACCUUGGAUAUGGACGCAGUCCUGUCCGACUUUGUCCGUUCUACUGGAGCUGAACCAGGACUGGCCAGAGACCUACUGGAGGGUAAGAACUGGGACCUGACAGCUGCCCUGAGUGACUUUGAACAGCUGAGACAAGUGCAUGCAGGUAACCUGUCCUACUCUUUCACGGAGGAGAGAGAUUACCCUCCCGCUGAAAAGGAGAUGGCCAGGGUGGGCCGGCCCCUUCUGCAUCGUCAAGAUGAAGUGGUGCAAGCCACCGAAAAACGUCUGUCGAGGGGAAUCUCUCACGCAAGCUCCACCAUAGUGUCUCUCGCUCGCUCCCACGUGUCCAACACAGGGGGUAGUAGCAAUGAACCCCUCCUGGACACCCCGCUUUGCACUUUCCAGCUGCCCGACCUUACCGUCUACCGAGACGACUUCCGCAACUUCAUCGAGAGAGAUCUCAUUGAGCAGUCCAUGAUGGUGGCUUUGGAGCAUGCUGGGCGACUGAACUGGUGGACGCGAGUGGCACCUGGCUGUCAGACUUUGCUGCCUCUGGCAACCAGUGGAGACGGUAACUGUCUGUUACACGCCGCUUCUCUGGGGAUGUGGGGUUUUCACGACAGGGACCUGAUGCUGCGGAAAGCCCUGUAUGCUCUGAUGGAUCAUGGACAGGAGAGAGAGGCCUUGAAACGCAGGUGGCGAUGGCAGCAAACCAUGCAGAACAAAGAGUCAGGGUUGGUGUACACUGAGGAGGAGUGGCAGAAAGAGUGGAAUGAACUGCUGAAGCUGGCCUCAAGUGAACCCAGAAUACACUACAGCACCAACGGCAGCAACGGGGCGGAGUCGUCAGAAGAGCCGGUUUAUGAGAGUCUGGAAGAGUUCCAUGUGUUUGUGCUGGCUCAUGUGCUGCGAAGGCCCAUAGUGGUGGUGGCUGACACAAUGCUUAGGGACUCUGGCGGAGAGGCAUUUGCUCCAAUACCAUUUGGUGGAAUUUAUCUGCCCCUGGAGGUACCAGCCACCAAAUGUCACCGCUCUCCACUAGUGCUUGCUUAUGACCAAGCACAUUUCUCUGCCCUGGUCUCAAUGGAGCAAAAGGAGGGAUCCAAAGAGCAAGCGGUGAUCCCACUCACUGACUCGGAUCAUAAAAUGUUACCUGUUCACUUUGCUGUGGACCCUGGAAAAGACUGGGAGUGGGGCAAAGAUGACACAGAUAAUGUCAUGCUUGCAAGCGUAACGCUAUCUUUAGAGGCCAAGCUUCAUCUCUUACACAGCUAUAUGACGGUCACCCGGCUUCCUCUGCCUUGUGAGGUACAGCAAGCCCCACUGGCCCAGCCCGAGUCCCCCACUGCCUCAGCAGGCGAAGAUGCUCGCACUCCCCCUGACUCAGGAGAAUCCGACAAGGAGUCAGUCAGCAGCAGUUCCAACGGCAACGGCGACGGGAGUGCGGCAGGGACUGCCGGGGCAACAGGCAAAACCAGCGGUGGUUCCUCCAGCUCCUGUAGCUCCUCCAGUAACAGUUCUGGAGGCACGGGAACGCUAGGAAAAGAGAAAGGCAAGAGAGACAAGGAGAAAGACAAAGACAAGGACAAAGACAAGAAACGAGCUGAUUCAGUGGCUAACAAGCUUGGCAGCUUUGGUAAGAGCCUCGGCAGCAAGCUGAAGAAGAACGUGGGUGGACUCAUGACUGGUAAAACUGCAGGAGGUAGCGGCGGGAAGCAGGGGGAGGGUCAGGAGAAGAAGAAAGGCUCACUGAGAGGUCGGAAGGGAAGCAAGGACAGCUCGCCGUCAAUACAGACGGGCUCUGAGGACUCUGGGAAGGGUUCACCUUCCUCUAGCAGUGAGCGUCAGAAUGGCAGCAGCUCCUCAGAGGGCGACCCCUAUAAGUACAGCUCAGACGUGAAGGUGAGUCUGAGCAUCCUGCGAGCUGCCAUGCAGGGGGAGAGAAAAUACAUCUUCGCCGGGCUGCUCACCACCAGUAACCGUCAGCCUUUCCAGGAGGAAAUGAUCCAGCGCUACCUGGCUGACGCCGAGGAACGUUUCCGGGCAGAGCAGGAGCAACGUAGGGAAGCCGAGCGGAAAGGAGGAGGGGUUCUGACCAUGACCAACGGAACGCAACAGAAAAAAGAUGUGGUGGAACUAGGUUACCGUACUUACGAGCCCAAGGAGGACACAGUAGAUGGCUCCCCCUCCACAUUCAGUACCCUGAAGUCCUCUAGCUACAGCCCCUCCAUGUACUCUGGUGUAGUGCCCAUCCCUAGGCCCACCUUUAUUGAUCAGUCCCCUGCCCCACUCACCCAGCAUCUACAUAUGCAUGGAUAUAUGGAGACUCGAAGACAGCUGGCAGGUGGCUCGCCCUCCUCCUACCCCGGUCUGCCAUCCUAUGCCACUCUGCCCCGCCACUGUCCGGUGGCACAAGGUCCUCCUCAAACCCAGUAUCAACCCCCACCCUCUAUAGCAAGCCCCUCGCGAGUCACUCCCUGCUUUCCUUACGUCCAAGAGCAAGACCCUGCUGAGUUUCAAGCAGAGCCAACAGGAGGUGGCUACAGCAACGGCUACCGGGACUUCCGCUCAACAUUGGACAGUCGUAGUGCACCUCCUCCCGUGAGACAUUACUCUCUGGGCAGCGCCGGCGGUUUGGCCAGCCUGCAGUCCAGCCGGUGCCGAACGCCCAGCUGCAAUUACUACGGACACCCGGAAACGAGCAACUUCUGCUCAUACUGCUAUCGCGAGGAACUCAAGAGAAGGGAAACGGAGCCGGCCAUCCACAGAUCCUGAGCGGACUCCCUGUCUGUUGUCCUCCCUCCUGGAGGACUCUGCGGAGCCCUCUUUCGUGCAUGAGCCUCACAAUGCUUCAAACGUUUGUUAAGCCUUUGGAACCAGAAUGGAGGGACUCCCCUCUGAGUCAGAGGGGUUUGUGAUGGUGGACGACAAUAGAUUCGAGGAUUCUUUCACAUUUGUCGUAGCUCUUUAGACUGGCGCUUGGUGGGAGACUCAUCCUUGCUCUUAUCUGUCACUCUUGUUAUAAUCGCCUUCAGAUCUGUCUCCUCCUUGUGGUGAGAAUGUAAAGCACAGGCGAUAUUUUCAUAGCACAAUGUGCUGUCUAGCAUCACAUGAACACGCACAUAUGCCAUGAUGUACUCUAAGCACAACCAGAUAAUGCGUAUUUAUAUCAGCUGAGUUUGUAGGAAUACAGUCAGUGCUGCUUUAGAUCAGACUUGUAAUAACAGGCUAAUGAUGGUACUUUGGAUGUUCCAUGUACCACACCUAAAGUUUUAGUGUGAGAAGACUUAACGAGGGAUUGCUCCUAAUGCUCCUUGCAUUAAGAGAAUCCAAAUUGUCAAAGACAUUUGAUGGGUUACACUGAGUUAGUCUUUUUGCCAUAUAUUGUCUGUUCAGGCUACGGCUUGUAGCAUUCCUUUAACCAGCAGUGGUGAGCUUAGCUGCCCGUUAACGGGUUGUUCAGAUGUCAUUGCCUAAACUGAAAGAGAGCUUUAGCCCUGAGGAGUUCACCA
This is a messenger RNA of Chanos chanos (milkfish), 3745 nucleotides long. It is a transcript of the gene otud7b, whose product is annotated as OTU deubiquitinase 7B. Gene Ontology annotation, cellular component: nucleus; cytoplasm. Gene Ontology annotation, molecular function: K63-linked polyubiquitin modification-dependent protein binding; DNA binding; cysteine-type deubiquitinase activity. The coding region runs from base 249 to 3008 and encodes 919 amino acids. The transcript has 12 exons. NCBI's taxonomy places the organism in Eukaryota, Metazoa, Chordata, Actinopteri, Gonorynchiformes, Chanidae. Gene Ontology annotation, biological process: protein K63-linked deubiquitination; protein K48-linked deubiquitination; protein deubiquitination involved in ubiquitin-dependent protein catabolic process. The record is from RefSeq and is a predicted model, not a curated record.